AUGCCACACGUUGAAUUCAAGGAACACACUGUAAUCACUGUCUUUGGUGCUUCAGGUGAUUUAGCUAAAAAGAAGACUUUCCCAGCCUUAUUUGGUUUAUUCAGAGAAGGUUACCUAUCAUCAACUACUAAAAUUUAUGGUUUCGCUAGAUCAAAAUUAUCAACUGAUGAAGUGAAAGAACGUAUUACUCCAUUUUUGAAAACUCCAACUGAAGAAUCAAAAGGUAAAGUUUCUGAAUUCUUAAGUUUGAUUACAUAUAUUUCUGGUCCAUAUGAUUCAUCAGAAGGUUUCAAACAAUUAAAUUCUGAAAUUGAAAAAUUUGAAGCUGAAAAAAAAGUUGAAGAACCACAUCGUUUAUUCUAUUUGGCUCUACCUCCUUCUGUGUUUGUUGAUGUUGGUAAACAAUUGAAAGAACAUGUUUAUGCUAAAAACGGUAUAACUAGAGUCAUUGUGGAAAAACCUUUUGGUCAUGAUUUGAAAUCAUCAAGAGAAUUACAAGAACAAUUGGCCCCAUUAUUUACAGAAGAAGAAUUAUACAGAAUUGAUCAUUACUUAGGUAAAGAAUUGGUUAAAAACUUGUUAGUUUUAAGAUUUGGUAAUGAAAUCUUAAAUGCUUCAUGGAAUAGAGAUCAUAUCAAAUCUAUUCAAGUUUCAUUCAAAGAACCAUUCGGUACUGAAGGUAGAGGUGGUUACUUUGAUGAUAUCGGAAUCAUCAGAGAUGUUAUGCAAAAUCAUUUAUUACAAGUAUUGACCUUAUUAACUAUGGAGAGACCAGUUUCUUUUGAUCCGGAAAGUGUUCGUGAUGAAAAAGUUAAAGUUUUGAAAGCUUUCCAACAGAUAAACUUGAAUGAUAUCAUUGUUGGUCAAUAUGGUAAAUCAGAAGAUGGUUCAAAACCUGCUUAUACUGAUGAUGAAACUGUUAAACCAGGUUCAAAAGCCGUUACUUAUGCUGCAUUACCUUUCAAGAUCCAAAAUGAAAGAUGGGAAGGUGUUCCAAUCAUUUUAAGAGCUGGUAAGGCUUUGAAUGAUGGUAAAGUUGAAGUCAGAGUCCAAUAUAAACCAGUUGCAUCUGGUAUGUUUGAUUCAAUUCCUCCAAAUGAAUUAGUUAUCAGAAUCCAACCAAAUGAAGCUAUAUAUAUCAAAUUGAAUGCUAAACAACCAGGUUUAUCUACUUCAACUUCAUUAACUGACCUAGACUUGACUUAUAAGAACAGAUACACUCAAUUCUGGAUCCCAGAAGCUUAUGAAUCAUUGAUUAGAGAUGCUUUACAUGGUGAUCAUUCAAACUUUGUUAGAGAUGAUGAAUUAGAUGUUAGUUGGAAAUUAUUCACACCAUUAUUGGAAUAUUUGGAAGGUCCAGAAGCUCCAACUCCUAUCAGUUAUCCUUAUGGCUCUAGAGGUCCAGAAACUUUACAUGAAUACUUGAAAGAACAUGGUUAUGUUUUCACUAGUGAAGGUACUUAUCAAUGGCCAAUCACUAGACCUCAAGGAAACUUAUAA
Messenger RNA from Hansenula anomala, 1500 nucleotides. It is a transcript of the gene ZWF1, whose product is annotated as glucose-6-phosphate dehydrogenase. Gene Ontology annotation, biological process: pentose-phosphate shunt, oxidative branch; glucose metabolic process. Gene Ontology annotation, cellular component: cytosol. The transcript has a single exon. Gene Ontology annotation, molecular function: glucose-6-phosphate dehydrogenase activity; NADP binding. The record is from RefSeq and is a predicted model, not a curated record. Bases 1 to 1500 code for a protein of 499 amino acids. NCBI's taxonomy places the organism in Eukaryota, Fungi, Ascomycota, Saccharomycetes, Phaffomycetales, Wickerhamomycetaceae.